UUUUGUCGCUAAACUCCCUCCUGAGUUGUUUUUUCGACUCGGAGCGAUCCGAUUCUGUGUUAUAACUCGGACAAAACCUUGUCCGUAACCGUAAACCCCAAAUACGAACACGCGCCCCGCGCGCCGGUCAUCGGUGGACAGUGGUGGUGUGGGGGAUGUGGCGCGUCGGACGCUCCCCUCUCGCCGGGUUUCCUCCGAAUCCGACAACGCCUCCUUACGCGCAAGAAACCAAAAACUUUACUCCACUUCAUUAAAACCUCUCUCUCUUUCUCUCUCUCUCUCUCUCUCAGUAUAAGUGCCUUCUCUCUCUCUCUCUCUCGUAUGAGCUGUCGAUCGAUCUCUCACUCCCCCCUCCUCCGAGGUCGAGUUCCGAGGCGGAGGCGUCGCCGGAGGCUGGUUCUUCGAUCUCGAUCAUGGCCUCGUUUCCCGGGAACUGGAGGGCCGGGCUGACCCUGCAGGGCAGGCAGAGGAUCGUCAACGAGAUAUUUCAAACUAUAAGGUUAAGGAUGGGACCAGAGCAACCAAAUGCGGUACUACUUGAUCUUGCUGCAAGAUGCGAGGAGAUGGUUUAUGCUUCUGCGACUGACCUGAAUGAUUAUGUGAGAAAAAUUGCCCUUAAGCUGCUGACAGUGGAGGCCCGUAUCCCCGCUAGGAAUUCCACUCCACCUCUACCUCCUCGUACUCCGCCUCUUUCUCCUCGCCGUACUGUCCCUCACGAUGAGGAAGAAGAAGAACAGGAUUUUGAGGGUGGCAAUGCCAAUAUCGCUUCAACCAGUGUGAAUAAUAACAAUAUCAAGAUUUGAAGCCGAUGCGCUUCUGAUCUUUGCGUGGGAGGGUGGAGGAGUUUAGUCGGUAGAAGGCCAGCUUUGGGUAUACAGGGUCUUGCUACCAGUACUAGCCUUAAUAAAUGGUAAUUUGCUUCUUUAAGUCGUACAUUUUAUGGAUCUAUGCACCAUAUAUUAUCAUACUGCUUAACUAUAUUAUGACAAUCUUCUAUCAGUUGUUCUAGUUCUUA
Messenger RNA from Ananas comosus (pineapple), 1015 nucleotides. RefSeq names its product mediator of RNA polymerase II transcription subunit 15a-like. Gene Ontology annotation, biological process: regulation of DNA-templated transcription. The transcript has 5 exons. Bases 414 to 803 code for a protein of 129 amino acids. The record is from RefSeq and is a predicted model, not a curated record. Gene Ontology annotation, molecular function: transcription coregulator activity. NCBI's taxonomy places the organism in Eukaryota, Viridiplantae, Streptophyta, Magnoliopsida, Poales, Bromeliaceae.